UUCUUCUUCUUGCAUCGCUCAGCACCUGAACGUCGGCGCGACUUUUCGCUAAGUGUUAAAUUAUUGAUGCGUCUUGUGGAUCUUAAAUUGACAUAAAACAUUUGUUUCUGACUUUUCCAAUCGACGUGCACAGCCCACAGACCCCACUGUCUGACGACACUGGCCAACUAAAACCGACACAAAAAUGGAGCUGCUAGCGAGUGCGGGCCGCUCGUGGCGCACACAGAUUCUUAUGCUGGGUGUCGUUACCGUUCUCGUGGGAAUGCUGCAUCUGCCCACUGCCCAGUCGGCUGCUGUUAUGUCCGUGGACUUGGGUACCGAGUGGAUGAAGGUGGGCGUCGUCUCGCCGGGCGUGCCCAUGGAGAUUGCUCUGAACCGUGAGUCCAAGCGUAAGACGCCGGCCAUUAUCGCAUUCCGCGAUGGCGUUCGCACCGUUGGCGAGGAUGCCCAGACCAUUGGCAUUCGUGAACCGUCUUCGGCCUACGGCUAUUUGCUGGAUCUUCUCGGCAAGACCAUCGAUAACCCCAUUGUGGAUCUUUACCGAAAACGCUUCCCCUACUACAACAUUGUCGGCGACCCGGAACGCAAUACGGUGGUGUUCAAGAAAAGCGACACCGAGGAGUUUUCAGUAGAAGAACUCAUCGCUCAAAUGUUGGUCAAGGCCAAGGAGUACGCCCAAAUAUCCACACAGCAGUCCAUAGCCGAAUGUGUCCUCACUGUACCCGGUUACUUUGGCCAGGCCGAGCGGGAGGCUUUGCUGGCCGCUGCCCAACUGGCCAACCUGAAGGUGCUGCAGCUUAUCAACGACUACGCGGCAGUGGCCCUCAACUACGGGGUCUUCCAUCGCGGCGAGAUCAACGAGACGGCCCAGUACUAUCUGUUCUACGACAUGGGUGCCUAUAAGACGUCAGCGGCAGUCGUGAGCUACCAACUGGUAAAGGACAAGCAAACUAAGGAGACGAAUCCGGUGGUGCAGGUGCUGGGCGUGGGAUUCGAUCGCACGCUGGGUGGUUUGGAGAUACAGUUGCGUUUGCGCGACUAUCUGGCCACCGAGUUUAAUGCGCUAAAGAAGACCAAGACGGAUGUGACCACCAGUCCCCGGGCCCUGGCCAAGCUUUUCAAGGAAGCCGGGCGGCUGAAGAACGUUUUGUCGGCGAAUAACGAACAUUAUGCCCAGAUCGAGAACCUCCUGGAGGACAUCGACUUCAAGCUGCCGGUCUCUCGCGAGAAGCUGGAGGAGAUCUGUGCGGAUCUGUGGCCACGCACCACCAAUCCCCUAAAGCAGGCCCUUGCCUCAUCCAAUCUGAGCCUCGACCUGAUCAAUCAAGUGAUUUUGUUCGGUGGCGGCACGCGCGUGCCCCGUGUCCAGGAGACCAUCAAGGCUCUUAUCAAGCAGGAGCUGGGCAAGAAUCUUAAUGCCGACGAGUCGGCCACCAUGGGCGCUGUUUACAAGGCGGCCGAUCUUUCCGCUGGCUUCAAGGUGAAGAAGUUUGUGGUUAAGGACGCCGUCCUAUAUCCCCUCCAAGUGGUCUUCGACAGCGUUGCCGCAGAUGGCGUUUCUGCGAAGAAGGUAAAGCGCGUCCUGUUCGGAUUGAUGAAUCCCUAUCCCCAGAAGAAGGUGAUCACCUUUAACAAGCACUCGGACGACUUUGAGUUCUUUGUGAACUACGGCGACCUGGAUCGUUACAGCCAAGAGACAGUCGCAUCCAUGGGCAGCUUGAACAUUACGCGUGUGGAAAUCAGGCAGGUCAAAGAACUGCUGGAGAGUUUGAAGAAGGACCUGGUCGAGAACAAGGGAAUCAAGGCAUAUUUCGAGCUCAACGAAUCGGGCAUCGUCCGGUGCACUGGUGUUGAAUAUAUCUACGACAAGCAGAAGCCAGACGAUGCGGACGAGGACAGCACUCUGGCCAAGCUGGGCAGUACCAUCAGCAAGCUUUUCACCAAGAAAUCCGACACGGCGGACGAUUCAACUGAUGACAUAAAGGACGACGCUGGGCCCGAGGAGUCAACGGGAGGAGCAGGUGAAACACCCAAGACGGAAGAUAGCCAGACUGAGAAGCCUGCUGAGGCUGAGCAGAAGGAGAAGAAGACUACGGACUCUGACCCAGAGGGCGAGGCCAAGGAGAAACCCGACGCUAUUAAGCUGGUCACCGUUAAGGCUCCCGUGGCGCACAACACCCAUGUGCUGUUUACGGCCAACCUGUCCGGGUCCGCCUACGACAGCUCGCUGGCCAAGCUGACGGCCAUCAACAAGAUCGAGGAGGAGCGUGUGCGCCUUGAGUCCGCCUUCAACUCUCUCGAGUCGCACAUCAUCGAGGUGCAGCAGAAGCUGACUGAGGAUGCAUAUGAGAGCUGUGCCACUGCAAAGGAAAAGGAGAAGCUCCUGGCCGAGUGCAGCACACUGUCCGAAUGGCUGUACGAGGAUCUCGAAGAUCCUAAGCCGGAGAUCUACGAGGAUAAGUUGCACGAGCUCAAGAAGCUCUCGGGUGUCUUCCUCGCCCGUCAUUGGGAGCACGAAGAACGGCCCGAGGCCACCAAGGCCCUUAAGGGCAUGCUCGACGGCGCCGAGAAGUUCCUGGUCACCGCCCGUAACCUCACCAAGGACACCAAUCCCGAAAAAGAUGUCUACACCCAAGUGGAGAUCGACACCCUCGCCAAGGCAAUCGAUGAGAGCAGUGCCUGGCUCAAGACUGAGACCGCCGCCCAGAAGAAGCUCCCACGCAAUGCCGAUAUUAGGUUGUCGGUCAAAGAAAUCACCGCCAAGAUGAGCCUGCUGGACCGCGAAGUCAAGUAUCUGGUGAACAAGAUCAAGAUCUGGAAGCCCAAGGUCGCCGACAAGGACAAGAAACCCAAAGAGACUGACAAAGAGAAGGAGCAAAAGGAGGGAGAAGCUGCUGGCAGCGGCGACGAAGAGCAGAUAAAGGAGAACUCUGAGCAGCAGCAGCAGCCAGACGCCGAGCCGGAGCUCACACCCACGCCCACAGUUGAAUCCAAGACACCACACAGCGAACUCUAAACCAAGCCCGACACUGGGGUAGAUAAAGGCAGGGCGCGAAAUGCUGGGAGAGACCGGACGAUUAAUGGAUGUUCGUAAUGCACAUAGGGCGGGGGCCGCGGGACGCCGCUGACCAGAUGCGUCAACGGCGACUGCCAAACAGGAUGCGGAAACGAACUUCAUGGGGAGGCGAAAAUCUGAUCAUUUCUAAUCUUUGCGGGGUAGGGGAUCCGAUCGGUACAGGUCUCCGGACCACAACAUUUCGCGCCAGGCAAGAUAUAUUUCUACGGUUUUUUUGUAUUCAAAUUAGCUAAAGUCGGGGUUUAAUUAUGCUAAUCUAUCUCUAAUCUAAUAAAACAAAAACAAACAAAAUGUAAAAUUUAACAAACGAAAUCCAAUUCUAAUCCAUUCCGUUGUGCUUUAAACUAUUCCUUCUUCGAUCUGCAUAAAAACAAAAUUUAAAGUACCCAAGACCCAUGACUAUCUAUCUAUAUGAUCUACCCCGUACAUAUGAUAUAAAUGUAUGUACAUAUGCACAUGUGUAAAUGUUUGUACAUAUAUGUAUGUAUGUUGUACUCGUAUAUGUAUGUAUUUACAUAAUCCCAUGGAGCAGACAUGGCUGAAGCAGAAGGAAUGUUAGGGAGAAACAAAGAGGCGACACAACUAGGAAAGCUCAAAACCAAUAAAUCUGAAACCGGAGUAGUA
Molecule: messenger RNA, 3700 nt
Organism: Drosophila miranda
Lineage: Eukaryota; Metazoa; Arthropoda; Insecta; Diptera; Drosophilidae
Gene: Grp170
Product: hypoxia up-regulated protein 1
Exons: 3
Coding region: 185-3016 (943 amino acids)
Biological process (GO): negative regulation of hypoxia-induced intrinsic apoptotic signaling pathway; cellular response to hypoxia; endoplasmic reticulum unfolded protein response
Cellular component (GO): endoplasmic reticulum chaperone complex
Molecular function (GO): ATP binding; ATP-dependent protein folding chaperone
Source: RefSeq, a predicted model, not a curated record